Molecule: messenger RNA, 1002 nt
Organism: Fulvia fulva
Lineage: Eukaryota; Fungi; Ascomycota; Dothideomycetes; Mycosphaerellales; Mycosphaerellaceae
Product: 2-hydroxyhexa-2,4-dienoate hydratase
Exons: 1
Coding region: 1-1002 (333 amino acids)
Cellular component (GO): cytoplasm
Molecular function (GO): 2-oxopent-4-enoate hydratase activity
Source: RefSeq, a predicted model, not a curated record
AUGUCUUCAAUGCGUUCGCUUUUGAGCACGCGAGCGCAACUCUUGUGCAGAUCAAGCAGCCACAAGAUCUCAUCUUCAUCACGACGAUGGUAUCCUGCCGCCAACGAUAUAGAAGGCAUGCUCCAGGAGAAAGAAAAGUGGGAGAACGUUCCAGGUGACAUACGAAAACUGGCAGUAUUCGCAGAACAUGCUCGCGCACACAACUACCAGAUUCCUCUUCUAUCCAAGGCUCAACACGGCGAUUUUGAUCAGAAGAAGGCAUACCACAUUGCAUCAGCCAUUCGAAAGCUGCGGGAGAUGAACGGUGAAGUUGUGGCCGGACGAAAAAUCGGCUUCACCAACCGGAACAUCUGGCCUGAGUAUGGAAUCGAUGCGAGCAAUUGGUCAUAUGUCUAUCAGAACACCGUCGUGGACCUACCGGAGAAGAACGAGCUGAGCGAAGGCAAGGUUGUGCUCGCCAACAUAACUCAUCUCAACGCGAUGGAACCUAAGAUUGAACCCGAGAUCAUCUUCGGGCUGAAGAGCACCAUUACUUCUUCCAUGAGCGAUGUGGAGCUGUUACGCAGUAUAGACUGGGUAGCCCAUGGCUUCGAAAUUGUGGCUUCGAUCUACCCGCAUUGGAAGUUCACCGCUGCAGACACGACUGCGGGAUUCGCACUUCACGGCCUGCUGCUUGUUGGACCAAGGCUGUGGCUGAAGAAUGGACAUGAUGAAGAAGCUCUACUAGACAGCCUCCGCAACUUCAAGGUCGAAUUGCUGCGCAAUGGCGAGAAAGUCGACCAAGGAAUGGGUAGCAAUGUACUCGGAAGCCCAAUCAAUGCACUUCGACACCUAGCCGAGCUGCUGGAGAAGGACGAAUUCAACAACACCGUCGAAGCUGGAGAGGUUGUUACUACAGGGACAUUGACUCGAGCGUUGGAAAUCAAGAACGGUGAUCUGUGGUCGACGAAGCUUGAAGGCAUCGAUCUACCUGGUCUGGAAGUUUCGUUCAAGCUGCAAUAA